CGCGGAAAACGGAAAUGGAAUUGCAUGAGCGACGAAAAUCCGCCCAAUUGCUCCAAAAGUUUGCCGCACAGGCACGAGGUGAAGUGAGUCGAUUGUCGGCCUGGGCAAAAGAUCUCCGGGAUUUGGCGCGGGAUGAGAGCGAGCGCUCGAUUUUUCGGUCCCACCUACCCGAAGAGAGGCUCUUCGCUCAUGAUGGAAAGGAGCUCAAGACCUCGGCUCAGCAUGCCGUGAAAGAGAGCAACCGAUUGGCCAGAAAUCUCUUGGGUUCGAUGUUGAAAGAUCCUCAGAGUGUAGACAACAUCCAGAAAGAACAAUUUCAAUGUGAACUGGGCCGAUUGUUUCAUCGUUUGGGGGCGCUGGAAAUCCAAAAUGCUUGCCUGCAAGAGGUCGAUGAGCAAAUAGCGGAACUGUCCAAACUGGGAUUACCGUCCAAUAUUCAUGAGGACUUGAGCGCUUAUUGGACUGAUCUGGAGACCUCGGGACGACUCGUGAACUCGGCUUUGAACCCUUCAGGGAAAUUCAAAUCGAUGAGACAAAUGUUGGUGGACUUCGCACAAAAACACGUCCAAAGUCGAGCCAGCGCAGAAAACACGAAGGGGGAAAUCAAAGCUAAUGAGACGGAAAUUGCCCAAGCUCUGGAACAACUCAGGACCGCCUUCAUGACUCUCCGAAGCAAGGAUGCUCCUUCCGAUUGGGAACGCGAUAACUUUAUGAGAUGGGUAGAACUGGAGCUGGUAUUCCACUCUGGAAGAGCAGUUUUGGAAUCAUUGGAAGAAAAAAUGUUGACGGCACAAAACCACCACCAAUCCGUCAAUGAGAUCUUGGACCAAUUCACCCUGACCUGGACCCAAAAGUCGAAGGAUCUAUCCAAGCAGAUUACCAACAAAUUGAGCCAGCUGGAGAUGUUAGUUGCCGUCAAUAGGAGCUUCUUUACGGAGAGACUUCAUCCCACGGUCUUGCAGAUCGGCGAUAUCAUCCAAACCGACCUACUCCAGAAUUCGGAAUGGAAAACUAUGAGCGAUUUGAGGGACAAAUUGAGUCGACAAUUAAAGCAAUUCUUGGCUUUGCCAUCCAUUCAAUCAUUGGAAACGACAUCCAUGGCUAGAAAAGCCGGGUCACAACGGUAUCAAACCGCAAGCAUGAGCAUCCAUCGAUUGAAGCGAGAUCAUCCAUCCUUGGAAUCCGGACUCUAUCCCGAUCCGUCCAGAUUUCUGUCUCUCUCUUCUGUCCAACUUGGACGGGAAUUGUUCCAUGUCAACUUUGUCCCUCUUGGACAGAGCCCGGGAUUUCAGGUGGAAACUCGAGGACUUGCAACGUUGGAACGCCCAAACGUCUCAACAGAAGCACGAGACUGUCAAAAAACGGAUUCAAUCCAUGUUUGAACUGAUCAAACUCUUAGAAGUCCACGAAAAACGCCAAAAAGAGUCACUGGAACCGGUGUUGGCCCACGAGUUAGCCCGAUUAGAGUCCGGAACAAAGCGUAAUGGGAACAUUACCAAACGGAUCGAGACUUGGCAAUCCGAACCAGCUUCAAGUGCCAUUGCCACAGAUCCGAGUUUCCAAGUGGGAGAUUUGACCUUGCAAGCCUGGCAAGACAAAUACCGAGUCUCUCUAACGCGUUGGAACCAACUGAAUCGUUGACCCAAGUUUAAGCUUCAAGGCCCCAAGAUGAGCCUGCCUAGUAUUGGUAUAACAAUGUAUUAUUGAACUGGGAAUGUCGAGUGGUCGUUUUAAAUACAAAUUGUACAUGAUCGCUUUA
Tigriopus californicus is the source of this 1759-nucleotide messenger RNA. RefSeq lists its product as uncharacterized. NCBI's taxonomy places the organism in Eukaryota, Metazoa, Arthropoda, Copepoda, Harpacticoida, Harpacticidae. Gene Ontology annotation, cellular component: HAUS complex; centrosome. Gene Ontology annotation, biological process: centrosome cycle; spindle assembly. The record is from RefSeq and is a predicted model, not a curated record.